This is a messenger RNA of Phaethon lepturus (White-tailed tropicbird), 707 nucleotides long. RefSeq names its product myocyte-specific enhancer factor 2C-like. The record is from RefSeq and is a predicted model, not a curated record. Lineage: Eukaryota; Metazoa; Chordata; Aves; Phaethontiformes; Phaethontidae. Bases 146 to 415 code for a protein of 89 amino acids. Gene Ontology annotation, biological process: positive regulation of transcription by RNA polymerase II; heart development; cell differentiation. The transcript has 2 exons. Gene Ontology annotation, molecular function: histone deacetylase binding; RNA polymerase II cis-regulatory region sequence-specific DNA binding; DNA-binding transcription factor activity, RNA polymerase II-specific.
GGGUAUAUAAGAAGAAAUAGAAACCUUUUCUCAAGCUGAAGACAAAGUAAAAGAAAACUGUAUCAUGUGUUAGAACACUGAAGAGUGAAAUUUCUUGGAUUAGUGUAUUUCUGGAUUGCAAAGCAAAAGAAAGAAGAGGCUGAAAAUGGGGAGAAAGAAAAUACAGAUCACAAGAAUAAUGGAUGAACGGAACAGACAGGUCACCUUUACAAAGAGGAAGUUUGGAUUAAUGAAGAAAGCAUACGAGUUGAGUGUACUCUGUGACUGUGAAAUAGCACUCAUCAUUUUUAACAGCUCUAACAAACUCUUUCAGUAUGCCAGCACUGAUAUGGACAAAGUUCUUCUUAAAUACACAGAAUACAACGAGCCCCAUGAAAGCAGAACCAACUCAGAUAUCGUUGAGGUAACAAUUUGAAAAGACACAUCAGUUUUCUUAUCUCCUUAAUACUACAAAUACAGAGCAAUGUAGAGUAUUUUAAGAUAUUUUAACCAAAUGUAUUUAACAACUUCAAAACUUUGUCAUAAAAUGUAAACUACUGCUUGUAGUCUGCUUUCUCUAAGGCAAUAAGUUGUCUUUACAGCCAUGUUGUUUUCCCAUCUGCCCUCCACCUCCUGCUAGUUUCUAGGAAACAUGUUUGAUUUCAACCACGUUUGGCAAUGGAAAUAGAGGUGUGAAAGAUGGUUGUUUUUCUGGGGGAGGGAGGGUG